Salvia splendens (bonfire salvia) is the source of this 1078-nucleotide messenger RNA. RefSeq names its product ras-related protein Rab7. Lineage: Eukaryota; Viridiplantae; Streptophyta; Magnoliopsida; Lamiales; Lamiaceae. The record is from RefSeq and is a predicted model, not a curated record. Bases 199 to 816 code for a protein of 205 amino acids. The transcript has 7 exons. Gene Ontology annotation, molecular function: GTP binding; GTPase activity. Gene Ontology annotation, cellular component: vacuolar membrane.
AGAAAAGAGAAUACUGCUUAAAUUCGCAUUACCAAUAAAAAAAAGUCAAUUAGUGUGAUUUAGAUCGAAAUUGGCACCCCUUUUUCCUGUCCAUUUUCAUCUCACGCAAAAAAAAAUUUCUUUUUCCUCUAAAAAUGAUGAAAAGAGAUCGUUGAAAAGGGGACUUUUUGUUGUUGUUGGAUUUCAAAUCAGUAUCCAAUGUCAUUGCGUAGGCGAACAUUACUCAAAGUGAUCGUCCUUGGCGACAGCGGGGUUGGUAAAACGUCGUUGAUGAACCAAUAUGUACAUAAGAAAUUUAGUCAGCAGUAUAAAGCUACUAUUGGGGCGGAUUUCGUCACGAAGGAGCUUCAAAUAGAUGAUCGUCUUGUCACUCUUCAAAUUUGGGACACUGCUGGCCAAGAGAGAUUUCAAAGUCUUGGAAUUGCAUUCUAUCGAGGGGCGGAUUGCUGUGUUUUGGUCUAUGAUGUUAAUGUAAUGAGGUCUUUUGAAACCCUUGACAAUUGGCAUGAAGAGUUUCUCAAGCAGGCAAAUCCACCUGAUCCAAAGUCAUUCCCAUUUAUAUUACUAGGAAACAAGAUUGAUAUAGAUGGUGGCAAUAGCAGAGUGGUUUCUAAUAAAAAGGCAAAGGAAUGGUGUGCAUCAAAAGGGAACAUCCCUUACUUUGAGACAUCAGCCAAAGAAGAUUACAAUGUUGAUCUAGCAUUCUUUUGUAUUGCGAAGGCUGCUUUAGCUAAUGAGCAUGACCAGGACAUAUACUUCCAGGGCAUUGCAGAGACUCUUCCAGAAGCUGAACAACAAGGUGGCUGUGCUUGCUGAUACCGAAUUUUGAACCCGCUGUUAACUGGAUGGGUUAACUUUGUUCCUAGUGAUUCUUGUUUGAGAGUGUUGUUUGUAGGCGCACUUUUGCAAACACUGUAUACUAGUAUGUUUCUUAAGACUGAGUUUGGGAUUGUCCCCCUUUCCAUCUAUUUAUUCUGGAUGUUGUAAUCUUUAGGUUUUUGAUCCUCCUUUGUGAUCUUGAGAGGCUUGUGAUUUGCUUAUUCAAUAUUCGUUAUGCUAUAAAACAUUAUUUGUGCAA